AUGACGCUGUCUGGCGGCCUCUCUGCCGGCAGCCGCGAUCGCAAGAGCUCGUUCGGCGGCGGCAUCUCUCUCAUGGCUAACGGCGCCAGCGGCGGCGCCGGCGGCGGCGCAGGAGGAGGAGGAGGCGGAGGCCCCGGCAAGGCGCCGCCCCGCGCGUCCUCCAUGUCGGGCGGCCCCUCCGCCCUCGUCGCCGCGGCCGGCGGCAGCUCCCGUUCGCUGCUGCUGCUGCUGGCCGGGUGCAUCCUUGGCAUCACAUUCGUGUCGCCGCUGUUCCUGAUGUCCCACAGAGAGCAGGCGCUGCACUUCGGGAUGCUGCCGGGGCACGAGCCGCCGCGCGGCGGCGGCGGCGGCGGCGGCGGCGGCGGCCUUGGACACGCCAGCUUCCCUGCAGGCGCGCCCCCCGCACAGCUCGCCGCGGCCUCGGACGCCGCCGCCGCCGCGCUCGCCGCCGACGGCCCCGCCUGGCUCGGGCCCUACGCGCUGACGGGCGCCGCGGGGGAGGCGGCGGCGGCGUUCUCUCGGGAGGCGCGGGCGGCGCGGCGGCGGGAGCGGGUGGGCGCGAAGCAGUACCUAUUAGAUCCAGAGCCCCUGGAGAUGCGCAUGUGGCACGCCAAGGUCAAAGCCCACCUUGCCAGCCGCGAAUUCCAGUCAAAGGUGGCCGCCCGCAAGGCCAAGGCCGCCAAGCGCGGCGGCAACCGCGGCAUCAUCAUGAACGCCGGCGGCCGCAAGCUGCUGACCAGCGCGGUCGUGACGCUCGCGGUGCUGCGGCGCGCGCUCAACUGCACGCUGCCCGUCGAGCUGGUGUGGCACUCCGACAAGGAGAUGGACAGGUCGACGCUGGCGGCGCUGGCGCGGGAGUUUGGGCCGCUGAGGGGGUACAAUGUUGCGGCGGAGCCCUUCCCGAAGCACCACCGCAGAGAGUGA
Monoraphidium neglectum is the source of this 924-nucleotide messenger RNA. RefSeq lists its product as hypothetical. The record is from RefSeq and is a predicted model, not a curated record. Gene Ontology annotation, molecular function: alpha-1,2-mannosyltransferase activity. NCBI's taxonomy places the organism in Eukaryota, Viridiplantae, Chlorophyta, Chlorophyceae, Sphaeropleales, Selenastraceae. Bases 1 to 924 code for a protein of 307 amino acids. Gene Ontology annotation, cellular component: Golgi apparatus. The transcript has 3 exons. Gene Ontology annotation, biological process: mannan biosynthetic process.